Molecule: messenger RNA, 720 nt
Organism: Owenia fusiformis
Lineage: Eukaryota; Metazoa; Annelida; Polychaeta; Sabellida; Oweniidae
Source: the annotation of a GenBank genome assembly
AGUUGCGACCUGUGAAGAAUCUGACGAAAAUUUCAGAUUUAAAUUCCCGAAUUUUCGUUCAGUGUAGAUUUGGGGAUUUCCCGGAAGUGACCUAAAUACAUCCUGUACAUGAUGGAAGCACAAGAAAAAUCAAAACUCUCCAAAAAUGUGCUUCAAAUGAAGUUCAUGCGUCGCAGUGUUGUACGCCUAGAUGAAGAACAAAAUGCAGAGGAGGAGAAACAAACCAUUGAUGAUGAACACUGGGCAUAUGACAUUCCACAACUCAAAGCAAAGGAGAGUAAAUUCCAAUGUGAAGCAAGUUACCUUCCAUUUGAAGAUCUGGUCUUUGGAAGAAUGUCUUACAAGGGCUUCAAUAAAGAAAUUGAGAAAAUGAUGAAGGAAAAGAACACAGAGCAGAGUCUAGCAGAGGCUGAUAGGAGAGAGAAGGAGAUGGCAGUGUCCGAUGAUGAAAUGGCUGAGAGGUUUACUUCAUUGGUUGGUACAGUUGGAAAAAAGUUUGCUAAAAAGCGUAAAAAAGCAGAAAAGGAAAAAGUAACUGAGACACCUCAGGAUACCAUAGACACUGUACAAACUGAUGCACCAUCAAAGAAGAAAAAAUCUAAAAAGAAGAAAAAGGAAUUUAUGAAACCCAAUGAAGAUGAAUAGCAUAGGUUUUGAGAAACUGAUAUAUCUUCAUAAACUGGAAUUGAAUGAAAGCCCUGAGAUCCUGUGUAUGGGUAU